This is a messenger RNA of Chondrus crispus (carragheen), 1255 nucleotides long. RefSeq lists its product as hypothetical. The record is from RefSeq and is a predicted model, not a curated record. The coding region runs from base 1 to 1026 and encodes 341 amino acids. Lineage: Eukaryota; Rhodophyta; Florideophyceae; Gigartinales; Gigartinaceae. The transcript has 2 exons. Gene Ontology annotation, biological process: protein autoprocessing.
AUGAAUCUGCGUACCCUCUUUUUGACCUGUGCUCUCUUCGCCGUGGUCCGUGCCGAUUUCACUAAGGAAGACAUCCAAGAUGACUACAGCCUUCGUGCUGGCUCCGAAAAAGAAUGUGUCGACAAGCUUCGUUUUGAAGGUAACGAUCUAGUAAUUACCCCCGAUAACAUCUCUCUCCAGGACGCCAAGUGCGAGGGCGGCAACAUCAACCUCGCCGACGACGGCGAGAUCACCAACCAAGUCACCGCCUUCUUCGAAAAAAAUAGUGGCACAGUUGGCAGUUUUCUCGCAGGCCCCGUUGCGUCGGAAAUCCGAUGCGACACUAAUUCACUCGCCGCGGAAACUGUCGUCGUCCUGGUCAGGCCAGACGAUGAGCUUGACGACGUCCCAUUCACCGACAUUGUCUCUGAAGAUUCAGGCAUCGCGACCAACACUGACAAUGACAAGUGGGACUUUGAAGAGGAUCGCAAAUACAUCUUCCUCGGCAACAAAUGCUUCUACGCUGAGACUAACAUAGGCGACCGCGUCGAAUGCUUCCCGGCUGACGCCACCGUCACCCUCCAGUCCGGCCAAGUCAAGACCAUGGACACCGUCCGCAUUGGCGACCGUGUCCUCGUGGCCGAUGGCACCUACUCCGACGUCUUCGCCUGGACGCAUCACACAUCCAAGUCGGCCCUUUCCUACAUCGCCGUCGAGACGGACCUCGGCAAUCGCCUAGUCACCACCGCGGGGCACUACGUCCACGCCGACGGCGCCACCCUGCAGAUGCGUGACGUGCGCAAGGGCAUGGUCAUGCGCACCGCUGAGGGCGCCGACGCCACCGUCACUGCCGUGCGUACAGUCAAGGCCAAGGGCUUGUACAACCCGCAGACGACUCACGGCGACAUUGUGGUCAACGGCCUCAUCGCUACGACUUACACGGACGCCGUGCAGCCGGGCGCCGCGCAUGCGCUGCUCGCUCCCGUGCGCGCCGCGUACAAAAUGGUGCGCGCCGCUCUGCCGCUCGGGCAGUCGGUGGAGCUUUAGAUGGCUGAUGCGCGCGGGGAUUUAGAACGCGGCUUUUCAGGGCGUUCGUUUGUAGUUUUCGUUGAUCUGUUUAGCGACGCACGGGGCGGGAUUCGAACCCCCCUACCGGUGUCAGCAUAGAGCACAUAAACCGGACUGCCUUGUCGCCCGCGGAGGAAAGUUAUCAUGAACGCGCACCUCGGAGGUUUGCCUGGAAGCAAACGUGAGUUUGCCGCAGUUCGAAAUUCAA